Messenger RNA from Xyrichtys novacula (pearly razorfish), 1344 nucleotides. The record is from the annotation of a GenBank genome assembly. NCBI's taxonomy places the organism in Eukaryota, Metazoa, Chordata, Actinopteri, Labriformes, Labridae.
AUGAUGGGCAACCAGAGCAACAGGCAACCAGAACCACAGGCAACCAGAACAACGGGCAACCAGAGCAACGGGCAACCAGAGCAACGGGCAACCAGAACCACAGGCAACCAGAACCACAGGCAACCAGAACCACAGGCAACCAGAACCACAGGCAACCAGAGCAACGGGCAACCAGAACCACAGGCAACCAGAACCACAGGCAACCAGAACCACAGGCAUUCAGAGCCAGAGGCAACCAGAGCCACGGGCAACCAGAGUUUUUGGUACCUCACUGUUUGUCUGUGUGUGUCUGUUUGUGUGUCUGUUCUGAUGUUCUCCUGAUUUUUUUGUCGGUUUUUGAGUAAAAAGUAAAAAAUCAAAGUUUAAUUUCAGUGAAUAAAAUAGUUUUACUUUGUAAUGGGAUUAUGUGAUUCUGGAUUAAGUGACUCUGGAUUAUGUGACUCUGGAUUAAGUGACUCUGGAUUAUGUAAUUUUGGAUAAUGUGACUCUGGAUUGUGGAACUCUCAGAUCGGCACCUGGUCUCAUGUCUUUCCAUGUCUUCUGACCGGGUUCUGGUCCGGUUCUGUAGUUUAAAUCAUUUCUUUGUACAGCUGUUCAGUUUUUUAAAGUUGUAUUUUUUACAGUGUUUUCCUGCUUCAACACUAAAUAAAGUUUAAAACAAAUAAAGUUAUAAACUAAAGAGACCGAGGUCUGAGUGUGUGUGUGUGUGUGUGUGUGUGUGUGUGUGUGUGUGUGUGUGUGAGAGUUAGUGAAUGUGUGUUUGUGUGCCUGGACCUGGCGUCCCAAAACCAUCUAAACGGGUUCGCUGACCAUGAUGUCCCUGCACAGGUCUGCCCUGAACCCCCAAGAGGACUAGACCAGAGACCUGGACUGAUCCGCUCACAUGAAUCCAGAAGGAGUCCUGUCUGAGAACGUGGAUCAGAAAAAUCACAUGAAUUUACACAAAGUCGAUGUUUCUGAAUAUUUAGACUUUUUUCAAUAAAAUUAAGGACAGAAAUGAACUUUUUUCAGGAAGUUUUGGAGCUGCAUCUUUUUUAUUAUAUUUUAAUUUGUUUUAUAUUUAAUGUAGUUUUUGAAAUACUAGCAUAAAGCCUGGAGGCUUUUAUUCUGAAAAGAUCGGACCGGAAAUGACCUGCUGCGGUCUGCGGAGCGUCAGUCCGGUCCGUCUGCUGCUGCUGCUGAAGCCGCUUCGUGUCUUCGCCGCGGCGGGGAGAAAAUGCUGAGCACCAGCAACCCGACCGAGCUCAGAACCAGGACCAGAUUCCGGACAGCGGUACCAGAACGGCCCGGUCCAGAGACGGCAUGAGCGCAGCAGCGGGGACAGAGAGAGGCACGAGCCGCUGA